AUGAGCGCCCCCGAGCCCGGCAACACCCUGCCAGAAGGCAAAUUCCCUUCUUUCUACCUGCAAAGUCUUCUUCCACCUGAUGCUACAGCAUCCCCACCCUCGAAAAGUGAUCUCAAACCUCCUUAUUCCUAUAUUGGUCUUAUUUCUAUGGCCAUUCUGAGCAAUCCGGAGAGGAAAAUGCUUUUAUCCCAGAUUUACAAUUGGAUCGCCAUGGAAUACCCGUAUUUUAGGUGAGGAAAUAUUGAUGGUGAAUAUAAAAUACGAUUCAGAAGUCGGGGAAAUGGAUGGAAAAAUUCGGUGACACACAAUCUCUCGCUAAACGAAUGCUUUAUUAAAGCUGGGAGAGCAGCCAAUGGAAAGGGACAUUUUUGGACAAUCCAUCCGGCCAAUUUGGCCGACUUUUUGAAGGGCGAUUAUCGAAGAAGGAAGAUCAAGUGCCAUCAUCAGCAUCUCCCUCUCCUCGAUCCUAUACCAAAUAAUUUUUUCUGUAAUCCUCUUGCUUUCCAACUUCUGUUCCAACUGUUGUUGAAUCAAGAAUUACAAUUUAGCCAAACAACUUUAAAUCCCAGCUUCGGAACCCAAUAA
Bursaphelenchus xylophilus (pine wood nematode) is the source of this 585-nucleotide messenger RNA. NCBI's taxonomy places the organism in Eukaryota, Metazoa, Nematoda, Chromadorea, Rhabditida, Aphelenchoididae. The record is from the annotation of a GenBank genome assembly.